GGCAAUACACACAAGGCAUUAUUGUUCAUUAGUUCUUGAACAGAUUCACACGGCCGAUACGACCUUCUGAAAUUAAUCACUAAUAACUUUUUGCUGGAUAUUCAGUAUGUAUUAUCUGUAGUAUCCAAGUAUCUAAGUGAGUAGGUACAGAUAACCUAUGAACUUUAUUAUAAUAAUAAUAACUAAGUAUAUAGGCUACCGACUACGAGUGUUUAUUGGUGUUGUUUGUUCUUUUUGUAGCUGAAGGAACAUUAUAGUAGGUAUUUUCUUUCAGAAAUGAAAAUCUACCUGAUAAUAUUCUUCUUCAAUCUAGCAAAUGGUGAUAUUAGAAACCACAUGUGGUCAAAUAGGUCCACCAUAGUCCAUCUGUUUGAAUGGAAAUGGAAAGAUAUUGCUGAUGAAUGCGAAAGAUUCCUUGCCCCUAAAGGAUUUGGUGGAGUGCAGAUAUCACCGCCAUCAGAAAACGUGAUCAUCCUCAUAGGAGAGGGACGAAGACCAUGGUACGAAAGAUACCAGGUCAUGUCAUACAAGUUGACCACACGCUCUGGUAAUCGUACUGAGUUUCUAGACAUGACGCGGAGAUGCAAUAGCGUUGGUGUAAGGAUUUACGCAGAUGUAGUCGUCAACCACAUGACAGGUUCUCACCCUAGCAAUAAAGGAACUGGAGGCAGUACGGCUGACUUCAACAACUAUUACUACCCUGCUGUGCCUUACAAUGCAUCACACUUCAACUAUCCCUACUGUGUGAUAAAUAACUACUAUAAUGCUAGAGAGGUCCGGAAUUGUCAAUUGCUCGGAUUAAAGGAUUUAAACCAAACUGAAGAGUACGUGCGAAAUAAAAUAGUCCGAUAUUUCAAUAAGCUCAUCAAGCUCGGCGUGGCUGGAUUCAGAGUAGACGCCGCCAAACACAUGUGGCCGAGUGAUCUCAAAGAGAUUUAUAAAAGGCUCGACAAUCUCAACCCCGCGUUCGGAUUUGCCGCAGACGCGAGGCCCUAUAUCUACCAGGAGGUGAUUUAUUACGGCAAUGAGCCCAUCCGUCCCGACGAGUACACGCCCCUGGGAGACGUCACUGAAUUUAGGGUUGGUAUAGAAUUAAAGAACGUGUUCAGAGGUCAGAACGCAAUGAAGUGGCUGAAAUCUUGGGGCCCACAGUGGGGUCUGUCUCCAAGCGAGACUGCGCUGGUCUUCAUCGAUAAUCACGACACGCAAAGAAGCAACGAUGUCUUGACUUAUAAAGAAGCUCGCGCUUAUAAGGCAGCCAUAGCCUUUAUGCUAGCACAUCCAUAUGGCAACCCUCGACUGAUGAGCAGCUAUUACUUUGCUAGUAGUGAUCAAGGCCCACCAAGUGAUGACAGCGAGAACAUUGUAUCACCGAGUAUUAACGAUGAUGAUACAUGUGGCAAUGGCUGGGCAUGCGAGCAUCGCUGGCGUCAGAUCUAUCAGAUGGUAGCAUUCAGGAACGCAGUGGACAAGACUGACAUACAAAACUGGUGGGAUAACGGCAACAAGCAAAUUGCCUUCGGUAGGGGCGACAGGGGAUUUGUCGUGAUUAAUGGAGACGGAGCCGACUUGAAUCAAACGUUACAGACUAGUUUACCAACUGGUAAAUACUGCGAUGUCGUCUCAGGCAAGAAAGUUGGAAAUCGAUGUUCGGGGAGAAAAAUAGCUGUCGAUAUGAACUCUAGAGCUCAUUUCUUUGUAUCUCAAAAUGCUGAAGAUAUGCAUUUGGCUAUACAUGUUGGACCAGAGUCGAGACUAUUAUAGGAUACGUGAAAUUAAAAACGAAACAGCAGCACAAGCUUCUAAAGAAGAAAAGCCAACAAUAAUUAAAGUUGAUGUACCUAAUUAUAAAACCGCUUUUAA
Molecule: messenger RNA, 1863 nt
Organism: Maniola jurtina (meadow brown)
Lineage: Eukaryota; Metazoa; Arthropoda; Insecta; Lepidoptera; Nymphalidae
Product: alpha-amylase-like
Exons: 11
Coding region: 277-1764 (495 amino acids)
Biological process (GO): carbohydrate metabolic process
Molecular function (GO): cation binding; alpha-amylase activity
Source: RefSeq, a predicted model, not a curated record